GCUACCGAUCCACCAUCUUCAUCAUCCAGUUUUGAGGAAGUCAAACAGGAGGAGUCAAUAUCGUUUCUACCGACUCCCGAAUCUCUAAUAUUUGGGAAAACGACAACAGAGUUGCUAUAAACCACGCUGUGUCUUAGUUGGGUAGUGCGUAGUUGUCUGCCUCCGUCUUCCCCCCCCGCCGUGUGAGGGCGAGCCCGGCAUUGUGCUGUCGGAACGGGGAGCUCGCGCGUUCCAAUCUCCAACCGUCACGGCGCGCGCUGCGGCUCCGUUUUCUUCUGCAAUGGCUUCGGCUGAGAUCGCUCGGCAGAUGAGUGAAAGUGUCCGUCCGCUUUCCUUGUCGGGCCAUGUGGGAUUUGACAGUUUACCAGAUCAGCUAGUCAACAAAUCUACCUCCCAGGGAUUUUGCUUUAAUAUUCUUUGUGUUGGAGAAACUGGCAUUGGAAAGUCAACCCUUAUGGAUACAUUGUUCAACACCAGCUUUGAGAAUAGCCAAUCAACACAUUAUGAAAGCCAAGUAAAAUUGAAGGCCCAGACUUAUGAACUACAGGAGAGUACUGCCCGUUUAAAACUAACCAUUGUAAAUUCAGUGGGCUUUGGAGACCAGAUAAACAAGGAAGAUAGCUAUAAACCUAUCAUUGACUACAUUGAUGCACAGUUUGAAGCCUAUCUCCAAGAAGAAUUGAAGAUUAAACGUUCAUUGCACAAUUAUCAUGAUACCCGUAUCCAUGCAUGUCUGUACUUCAUUUCUCCCACUGGCCAUUCUCUUAAGUCAUUAGAUUUAGUGACGAUGAAAAAACUGGAUAGCAAGGUGAACAUUAUUCCAGUGAUUGCAAAGGCUGAUACCAUUGCUAAAAAUGAACUUCAUAAAUUUAAAAUCAAAAUAAUGGGUGAACUGGUUAGCAAUGGUGUCCAGAUCUAUCAAUUUCCAAUUGAUGAUGAAACAGUAGCAAAAAUUAAUUCAACCAUGAAUGGCCACCUACCUUUUGCUGUAAUUGGAAGUACAGAGGAAGUGAAAGUUGGGAAUAAGAUGGUUAAAGCUCGUCAGUAUCCCUGGGGAGUUGUACAAGUUGAAAAUGAGAACCACAGUGAUUUUGUAAAGCUGCGAGAGAUGCUUGUUUGUGUGAACAUGGAAGACUUGAGAGAGCAGACCCACACCAGGCAUUAUGAGCUCUAUCGUCGUUGCAAAUUAGAAGAGAUGGGAUUCAAAGACACAGAUCCAAAUAAUAAGCCAGUCAGCCUUCAAGAAACAUAUGAAGCAAAGAGGAAUGAGUUUCUCGGCGAGCUUCAUAAGAAAGAGGAGGAGAUGAGGCAAAUGUUUGUGAUGAGAGUUAAAGAAAAAGAAUCUCAGCUAAAAGAGGCCGAGAGGGAGUUACAAGAUAAAUUUGAACACUUGAAGAAAAUGCACCAGGAUGAGAGAAAGAAAUUGGAUGAGAAAAAAAGCCUUUUGGAUGAAGAGAUGAGUAUAUUUAAUAAGAGGAAGGCUGCAGCUGAAUUACUUCAAGGCCAGGCAUUCCAAACCACACCACAGAUGAAUCUGAAGAAAGAUAAGGACCGCAAAAAUUAUUAACUUUUGAUGCUGCAGCUCACUUUGUAUGAUUACCUUUCAUUUAUUGGAACGUUCACAAGAACGUUGAGAAUUCUGCUCUGAACAACAAAAAGAUGAAUGCUUUCUUACUGGUUGCCUUUUUCCUUCUGGAUUGCUUAAAUGGAUGAAAAUGGUGCAACAAACAAUGUAUCAGUCACCUGAUUAGUGCCAAAUGCACUGCCUUUGUAGCUGUAUAAUAAGCCAUAUAUUUAAACAAGGGUGCUCAUCCCAAUUGUUGACACAGACUUUGCCUUUUAAGUGUCUCUUUCAGGGAAAUAUUUGUAUUUAUAACAAUUUCAAUUUUGUAUUCAAGUAUAAAUUUCAGUAUGUUCUUGGAAAUUAUGAAAAUUUUUAUUAAUGCAUACAUUAAGAUUUCAUAUCUGCAUUAUGUUCAUUUAAACAUUUUCUUAAACUCCCAUAAUAAUGAAUCAAGAUGGCAUUCUUCUAGCUUUCCAACCCUUAGAAGAACAAGACAUUUAGCAAAUUAAAUGGUCUUAAACAAGAUUAUAUAAGUAGUAUUUUUUUCCAAGCCACAAGUGCAUAUUUGUCCCCAUAGGGUUAUUUCAUAUGUUACAGGAAGUUUUCAGGAUUGCACAGGACCGAUUUAAUGUUAGCUGGUUAUAGUAUUAAAAAGAGUUCUCAGUGCCAAAUAUGGUUAACUUCUGUGAGUAAUUUGGUGCCACAGAUACUUCCCUAACAUUCUCAAAAUGAUCUUGCAUUUACCUAUGUUUCUUGCUGCUGUUAGUGUUGGAGCUUAAUGUAGUACAUUAAUGGGUCCAGUUAUGGAAAUUAUUUGUUUGAAGUGGGGUUGCAAUUUUAAACACAGUUGUACAAAUCCCACUGACCAAAGGGAUGUAUAAAGAGCAUCACCACUGGUACAUAUGCUAUAAAUUAAAUAAUGACAUUGAUUUGAUUUGAGAUUGCAUUUUAAUUGGAAAAUUUGAUCAUUGCAUUACUAUUACAUAAUGGCUAAUUAUAAUUUGCUGUUGAAAUGUGAUUUUGGACAAAGUUUAAAACCAAAACAUUUUAACUUUUAUCACAAACAUAGCAAAAUGAACUGUGUUUUUUCUACCAUUGAAGUAGCAUUUUAAUCUACACUGAUUUUUCCACUACUCUUUCCCUUGCACAACCAAUGCCUUGCAUAAUCUGUUGUAUUAUUAUUAACUAUGCAUUCACUGACUUUAAAAGCUAGUUUUGUGCAAAGCUCCCUUGGGUUCAUUUUGUUUCAUUGGUCAUAUAAUUGCUUUAACAAUUAAAGUUAACGAAAAAUA
Molecule: messenger RNA, 2856 nt
Organism: Pristis pectinata (smalltooth sawfish)
Lineage: Eukaryota; Metazoa; Chordata; Chondrichthyes; Rhinopristiformes; Pristidae
Gene: septin10
Product: septin 10
Exons: 12
Coding region: 281-1567 (428 amino acids)
Biological process (GO): cytoskeleton-dependent cytokinesis
Cellular component (GO): septin complex; septin ring; microtubule cytoskeleton
Molecular function (GO): GTP binding; GTPase activity; molecular adaptor activity
Source: RefSeq, a predicted model, not a curated record